Ceraceosorus bombacis is the source of this 3691-nucleotide messenger RNA. The record is from the annotation of a GenBank genome assembly. Lineage: Eukaryota; Fungi; Basidiomycota; Exobasidiomycetes; Ceraceosorales; Ceraceosoraceae.
AUGGCCACGGUACAUGCGAACGCUCCGUUUGGCACGGCAGCCAUCUUCGCCGGUGGUCUGGCUGUAGGCAUCGGAGGUGCUCUUGCCCUCUCUCGAGCAUCCUUCGCUCCCAGCCGCAAAGUCACUCGUAGCACGCGCGACAAAGCCGCAAAAGUGCUCGGUGGUGGCAGCGCACGUAGUGCUGAUGAGACUACCAAGUUGGAUGACGUAGACCCUACCAGGUUUGGAGCCGACGCUGCAAAGCCCGCGCUGAGUAAAAAGGAAGAAGCUGCUCAGCCCGCCAAACUUGUAGCCCAGGAGCUUGGCGUCGUCCCCAAUAGUCAACUCGCGCAAGAUGCUGCACGUAUCCUCGACACACGUAUGAACCUCAGCGGUCCCGUCAUCAACUCGAGCGAAGAAGUGGCCUCCAAGCCCGACGCUCCAGUAUGGCUCACUGGUUUGCCACAGGCCGAGCUCAAGGCUACAAGUGCAGGCUUGAUCGAACAGCUGGCAUACCGCUCAUCCAACUCGCUCUUUGUGUACGAGUCAGCCACCAACGCCGGGUUUGGAGCGUGGGCUGAGCGCGAGGCGAAAGAAGCGGCAGCCAAAGGCUGGGUGGCGGGCAGGCCCCGUGUCUUUAGCCUGCAGACCCGUGGGGGUGCCGGAAAUGCCAUCGCUGGCUACGUGGCGGAGAAGGGAACGACGAGCGGCGCACCAGCAGGAUUAAAAAAGGUGGUCAGCGCCCUGACCAAUGCUCAAGGCUUGGUGGCGAUGGCUCCCACACUCGCAGCGCUGCCACCAUCGGAUUCCAGGCUCGUCAUUCACGCCAGUGCAGCUUCCCAGGCCGUCGAUCACGACGAUAACCUGCGGGUGGCUAAUGACUACGCCAGCGUUCUCGGCGCCACGGCUGCUCUUACGGGAGCCAGCCCCGUGGGCGCCCCGGACUUUGCAGUCAUUCUCUCUGCUGGCCGUCAAGAAGCCGUCGACGUCGCUGCUUCCAUCUACGAAGCUGGCACGCAAGAGCACGCUGUCCACGUCUUCGAUGGCGCCUACUCGGCUCGCGAAGUAGCAGCACUGUCCGAGCCCACCCUUGGAAGCGGAGUAGCAACUUCUAUCAGCGCAGCUCUUGGUCGUCGUGGUCUCUCUCACUUUGAUUACUACGGCGCUGCAGAUGCUACAUCGGUGAUUGUGGUGCCCAAUGGCUCUCACGCUAGCGCCGCUCGUGCUCUGCUCUCCCAGAGCGGCGUAGCAGACAAGGUUGGCAUCCUUGCUGUUCGUGUGCUGCGCCCUUGGAGCGACGACGACCUUCUGACUGCCUUGCCAGCUUCUGCCAAGCGCGUCUUUGUCGUCGACGAGUUGCGUUCAGGCGUAUCUGGCGUUCUGUUCGACGAUGUGCAGGCCGCUCUGCUCAAUGACUUUACCAGCGGCAUCGUUCGCGCUGUUCAGCCUCUUGCUUUCUCCGCCGGACAGACCAUUUCGGCAGGCCAAUGGGUCUCGCUCCUCCGGGCGGCUGCAGCUGGCCCAAUCAGCAGCCUCGCCACCGUCUUCGCUGAAAGCGUGGCAACACCAGCGGGUCUACUUGGUGCUCAGCGCGUCGUCAGCUUCUUGGACGGCGACGCUUCUCCAACAUCCUACACCGGUCGACUGCUCGCACGUGCGCUGCGCUCUCGCACGACUGGCGAAGGUAGUCGCAUCAUCUCUCGCUUCGAUAACUUUAGCGUUGGAGGCGUAGUACGCUCGGAUGUUGUCAUCGGUAAUCCUGGAGAUGACAUCUUUCCCGCUCAUCUGGCUACAGAAGGAGGAAUUCACGCUCUUGUAGUCGGCGACAUUAGCUGUCUCAAGGGUGUCAAUGCGUUCGGUGACCUGGCCUCCGGCGCGACGGUCAUUCUGAAUGCGCCAGGCUGGGAGGUGGAGGAGGUGUCCACGAAGCUGUCUCCCGUCGACUUGCAAGCCCUCGCAUCGGCGCGUGCGCGAGUCUUCCUCGUCGACGCCACUGCCACAGCAGACAAGCUGGCUGGCGGCGCCAAGUCUCCAGCAUUGACCAAAGAGGUGGCAGCGGCUGUGCUCCUCGCUGUGUACCUCAAUGCCCACAGCGGACUCGGUCUUGAUGACUCUGUCGUCCUGCUGCAGCGUAUUCUGGGCGUUGCGCCUCUCGGACCUGGUGGACUGCCUGCCCUUGUCGAAGCAGCUCAUGCAGCAGUGCAACCUGUCCAAUACGAGGAACCUGCUUGGGCUAGCACUUCAGCCGUCGCCAAUGCCAGUGCGGCUGCAUCGGUCCGCGCGUCUGCUGGACGAUACAACUCCUUUACGGCCAAUUUGGACGCUGCAGCUCUUGCUGCCGCUGACGGCACCAUUCCAACCUCGAGAGCCACUUGGGCCCUACCGGCUUGGCAAAACCUCUUUUCGGAGGCUUACGGUUUGGACGCCAAGUCUUUGCGACCUGACCUGCACGAGCAGACAUGGGUCGUCAAGGUGACAGAGAAUCGUCGACUGACACCGGUCGACUACGACCGCAAUGUCUUCCACAUGGAGCUCAGCACGGCAGGUACCGACCUCAAGUACGAAGUGGGAGAGGCCCUUGGCGUGCACGGCUGGAACGAUGAGCAAGAAGUAAAGGAAUUCUUGGAGUGGUACGGAGCAAAGGGAGACGAGGUGAUCAGCAUUCCCAGCUUGAACGAUUCCGCUCGUUUCGAGACCCGCACCGUCUUCCAGCUGCUGCAGCAACGCCUGGACAUCUUCGGCAAACCAGGCAAACGCUUCUACGAAUUCCUCGGUCAGGUCGCGAAGGACAGAGAUGAUGCUCGCUGGCUCAAAUUCAUUGCCGCAGCAGAGGGUAAUGCGACAUUCAAGAAGUUGUCCGAAGUCGAGACUGUCACUUAUGCGGACGUUCUUCGCAUGUUCCCCUCUGCUCGUCCUUCCCUGGAGCAGCUCCUGACCGAGGUCUCGCCCAUCGAGCCUCGUCACUACUCCAUUGCUUCGGCUCAAUCAGCCGUGGGCGAGAGUGUUCAUUUGCUCGUCGUCACGGUGGACUGGCUCACUCCGAGCGGAUCGCCCAGGUUUGGACAAUGCACGCGGUACUUGACCAACCUCAAAGUGGGAGAUCAAGUGACCGUCUCUCUCAAGCCGUCCAUCAUGAAGCUGCCACCUCUGACCACUCAGCCCAUCAUCAUGGCUGGUUUGGGAACUGGUGCCGCUCCCUUUAGAGCAUACAUUCAGGCUAGAGAUGUGCAGCGUAGGCAGGGCUUGCCUAUCGGCCCUCUCAUCUACUGCUUUGGUUCUCGUUACGAGGCUAGCGAGUUCUUGUACGGCGAAGAGCUCAAGGCGUAUGAGCGGGAUGGUCUGAUCACUCUGCUCACUGCCUUCUCUCGAGACCAAAAGCACAAGAUGUGAGUGUCGCCUGACGUAUUUCCCACGAGCUUUGAAUGUGACGCGUAUUCACGCGAUUGCACCCCACUUUUUUCUUUUGCCUUGCUCCCUCAGCUACAUUCAAGACCGUAUCAGGGAGCACAGCGCGACCAUUGCCAAGCUGCUGACUGCGUCCAACGAGGCAGACAAAGGUUAUGCCUGCUUGUGUGGACCCACGUGGCCAGUACCAGACGUGACGCAAGCUUUGAUCGAUGGCUUCACGGACCAAGGCAUGCCCGCUGAUGAAGCGACUGCCAAGAUUGAGAGCUUGAAAGAGGAGGAGAGGUACGUGCUGGAAGUCUACUAG